GGAACAUGAAAGAUAGAUGGCGAUUCAUUUUCGUGAUGCCAUUAUCGUCACAUGCCUUCUUAGUUUGCAGUUUUUGUCGGCAGUUAGAUGGAAGCACGCGGUUGAAAGAGUUAACUACGUAUCGUAAUACAAAAAUCAAACGCGCAUGGGUUUACAUUAAAUUUCUCUGCAUAUAAUCAAGAGUAUGGCAGCUAAGAUGCAACAUUUCGAUCCACCAAGCUCAGCAAGUUCUGACAGUGAGGAUAGAGAAAUUUGUUUGGACGAGAGAGAAAUUUUUCUGGCCGAUGACCUGUGUGAAGAGGCUGAAUAUUACAAGCGUUCUGAUAUCGCGACUCCUACGCCGCAAUCUCCGAGACCACCUUCGAGGGGAUCUCAGAGAUCUCCUAGAUCAAGAAGGCAACGUACUACCAGUUUAUCGCAGUCCAGCAAGAAAACCUCUGCAGAGUCCAUUAUUAGAAGUAAGACAAGAACAAUAUAUACAGCUGGUAGACCACCAUGGUACAAUUCAGCAGGACAACAAGUGGAGCCUUUUGUGAUAAGUAUUUGUGGAGGUAGCGCAUCCGGUAAAACUACAGUUGCAACAAAAAUCAUAGAAUCUUUGGAUGUACCAUGGGUAACACUACUUAGCAUGGAUUCAUUCUACAAAGUAUUAAACGAAAAACAGCACGAAAUGGCUGCGCGUAACGAAUACAAUUUCGAUCAUCCCGACGCUUUUGAUUUUGAGCUACUUCGAACAACUUUACAGCGUUUGAAAGAAGGUAGAAUGGUGGAAGUUCCUAUUUAUAAUUUUGUAACACAUCGUAGAGAAAGUAGAACUAAAACAAUGUAUGGUGCCAAUGUUAUUAUAUUUGAGGGAAUAUUUACUUUUUACCACGUCGAUGUUUUGAAGAUGUGCGACAUGAAGGUAUUUGUUGAUACUGACGCUGACGUGAGGCUCGCGCGGAGAUUACGUAGAGAUAUAUCUCAAAGAGGACGAGACUUAGAAGGUGUUUUAAAGCAGUACAGUACUAUGGUGCAACCCGCUUUUUACUAUUAUAUAGCUCCACUAAUGGUACACGCAGAUAUCAUUGUGCCACGUGGUGGAGAAAACGAAGUCGCGAUAGAACUUAUUGUACAACACGUACAUACCCAACUUCAAUUGAGGGGUUUCAAACUCAGAGAAAAAUUAGCUCACUCGUUUAUCGGUCAGCCAUUACCAUCUUCUCUCUACUUGCUUCCAGACACGCCACAGAUUAAGGGUUUGCAUACAUUUAUAAGGAACAAGGAAACGUACAGAGAUGAAUUUAUAUUUUAUUCUAAACGUCUGAUACGUUUAGUUAUCGAGUAUGCCUUGUCUCUUUUGCCAUUCGAGGACGUAACCGUAGAAACGCCUCAAGGAGUAUUGUACAACGGGAAACGCGGAGCUACAGAUAAGAUAUGUGGCGUCUCUAUCUUACGUGCUGGUGAAACGAUGGAACAAGCUGUUCGGGAUGUGUGCAAAGACAUAAGAAUAGGAAAGAUACUUAUACAAACAAACCAACAGACCGGGGAACCUGAGCUUUACUAUCUCCGGUUACCCAAGGAUAUCAAAGACUAUAGAGUGAUAUUAAUGGACGCAACGGUGGCAACGGGUGCUGCUGCGAUUAUGGCUAUCAGAGUUUUACUGGACCACGACGUUGCCGAAGAGAACGUGUUGCUUGCGUCUUUGCUUAUGGCGGAAUCUGGCGUUCAUUCAAUCGCCUACGCGUUUCCGCGCGUUAAAAUUGUUACUUCUGCCCUGGAUCCUGUGAUAAACGAAAAGUUCUAUGUGUUACCGGGUAUCGGUAAUUUUGGAGACCGGUACUUCGGCACCGAGCCGUCUUCGGUCCAAGAUUAAUGCAGCUCAAGAGGAUCUGAUCCACGAAUCUACUUUUUAUUUAUCGAAUUUUGGAGUUAAAGUGGCGUUGUGUCGACGUUGGAGCCAAUUUCGCCUGCCUCGGCAGCGGCACCCGUGCUGCGUAAUUGUCUGUAACCUCGUGAA
Molecule: messenger RNA, 1999 nt
Organism: Megachile rotundata (alfalfa leafcutting bee)
Lineage: Eukaryota; Metazoa; Arthropoda; Insecta; Hymenoptera; Megachilidae
Product: lethal (2) k01209
Molecular function (GO): ATP binding; kinase activity
Source: RefSeq, a predicted model, not a curated record